Molecule: messenger RNA, 900 nt
Organism: Mus pahari (shrew mouse)
Lineage: Eukaryota; Metazoa; Chordata; Mammalia; Rodentia; Muridae
Product: vomeronasal type-1 receptor 100-like
Exons: 1
Coding region: 1-900 (299 amino acids)
Biological process (GO): G protein-coupled receptor signaling pathway
Cellular component (GO): membrane
Molecular function (GO): pheromone receptor activity
Source: RefSeq, a predicted model, not a curated record
AUGUCUUCAUUAGAGAAUGUCUUUUAUAUCCAAGCUGGACUUGGAGUCCUAGCCAAUAUGUUUCUCCUUUUUUUCUAUACUUCCAUAAUACUGGGUGAGAGACCUAAGCCCAUGGACCUGAUCUCCUGUCAACUGACCUUCGUUCACAUAAUGAUGAUCCUCAGUGAAGGAGAUAACUUGCUUGCAAACAUAUUAGAGUCACUAAAAUUAGGGAAUAACAUCAAAUGUAAGACAACUUUUUACAUAAACAGAGUGAUGAGAGGUCUUUCUAUCUGCGUCACCUGCCUCCUGAGUGUGUUUCAGGCUAUCACCAUCAGUCCUAGUACCUCCUUUUUGGGAAAAUUUAAGAAUAAAGUAAAAACACGCAUCAUCUAUGCUUUUUUCUAUUUUUGGUCUUUUAAUUUGUCAUUUAGUAGUAGGUUGAUCUUCUAUGUUGCUGGUUUUAUCAAUGUGAGUGAGACCCACCAGAUGAAGGUCACUAAAUCCUGCUCACUCUUCCGAAUGAACUACAUCAUUAGGGAAUUGAUUUUAACAGUGAUAAUCUCCAGAGAUGUGUUUCUUGUAGGAGUCAUGUUGACUACAAGCACAUACAUGGUGGUUAUCUUGUUCAGACAUCAGAGGCAAUGCAAGCAUCUUCAUGGCAUCAACCACCUGAGGGCCUCCCCUGAGAAAAGGGCCACCCAGACCAUCUUGCUGCUGCUGGUUUUCUAUGUGGUCAUGUACUGGGUGGACUUGAUCAUCUCCAUGACCUCAACCCUGUCAUGGAUGUAUGACCCAGAUGUUCUGACUGUACAGAAAUUUGUGAUGUAUGCCUAUCCCACAAUUACUCCUUUAGUACAAAUCAGUUCUGAUAAGAGAGUAAUCAGUAUACUGAAAAACUUGCACUCCAAGUGCCACUAA